Molecule: messenger RNA, 3551 nt
Organism: Lynx canadensis (Canada lynx)
Lineage: Eukaryota; Metazoa; Chordata; Mammalia; Carnivora; Felidae
Gene: AEN
Product: apoptosis enhancing nuclease
Exons: 5
Coding region: 732-1721 (329 amino acids)
Cellular component (GO): nucleus
Molecular function (GO): nucleic acid binding; exonuclease activity
Source: RefSeq, a predicted model, not a curated record
GCACCGCCUUCCGAGUCCUUCCCUGGCAGAAGUCGGGCCUCCCCCGCGGGGGGAAUCCUCAGGGAUCGCGGGCGGCCGGGGCCGACCGUACGGGGCCCUCGGGCUCUCGUUUCCCUGCCGAGAACUUGGGAGUCCACGGGGAUCUCAGCGAGCCACACUUGCUCAAAUUCGGGCGAUUAUUCGUAGCAGGGCUUGGGGAUGAGGUCGCGCGCUCGGUGAAAUACAGAUUCUCAGGCGCCCUUCCCCAAAAUGGCAGUUAGAAUAGUGGGGGGGGGGGGGGGUAGGCCUGGGAAUAGGCGUUUUAAACAGACGUUCUAACUGCUUUUGGGGAAGCCCCAAGCCUGGUUCAACCCUCGGUUUUAAUAAACUCUCCUUUUGUGGCGAGGGGAUGGUGACUCGGUCCAGGUCGUCUAGCUUUUAAUGCCCGAGCACUAAGUGGGCCUGCACCCGCCCUGUCUUCCUGAUCUGCCAGCAGGUCAGCAAGUUCCCGGCAUAUGGAAGAGGGCUGCCUCCACCUCUUGAAGCACGAGGCCACUUUUUCUCAGGCAACUUAAAUUUCUGGUUUCUUUGAAACCAUCUUGCCAGAAGGGUCAGGGAAGCCACUCCUGACCUGCAGAGGGCCCUGAGCCCUUUCAGAAGGGAAAGGGUCCUCCUCCCCCCGACAGAGAGCGCUGCCCCGCUGGCACGUUGCCUCCCGGGCCUCGCUGGACCCCGGCGGUGAGCUUAUUGGGAUGGUACCCCGGGAAGGCCCUGAGUCUGCCCAGCGCCUGUGCCCUUCCCUGGCUGGCCUGAACGCCAAGGAUGUGCUUCGGAGAAAGCACAAGACGAGGAGCCGACAGCACCAGCGAUUCAUGGCCCGGAAGGCCUUGCUGCAGGUGCAGGGGCUGCUGAGCACGCCCGCAGGGCCGGGAUCCUCCCCACUGCCCGCACGGCCGGAGGCACGGCCGGAGGCACUGCCGGGCUCCGAAGCCACCAGCAGCAGGAUGCAGCGUCCAAGGAAUGAAUCUGGAGGUGCCUCGUGCAGCCGAAAGCCCGCGCCCAGGGAAUCCACAGCGCCCUGGCCCAGCAAGUGCGUGGCUAUCGACUGCGAGAUGGUGGGCACGGGGCCCCGCGGGCGGGUGAGUGAGCUGGCCCGCUGCUCUGUGGUGAGUUACCACGGCGACGUCCUCUACGAUAAGUACAUCCGGCCGGAGAUGCCCAUCGUGGACUACCGUACUCGCUGGAGUGGCAUCACUCGACAGCACAUGCGCACAGCCAUCCCCUUCCAGGUGGCCCAGAAAGAGAUCCUCAAGCUCCUGAAGGGCAAGGUGGUGGUGGGGCACGCGCUACACAACGACUUCCAGGCCCUCAAGUACGUCCACCCUCGGAGCCAGACCCGGGACACCACCUACGUGCCCAACCUGCUCCAGCGGCCUGGCCUCCAUACGCGCACCCGGGUCUCUCUGAAGGACUUGGCCCUGCAGCUGCUGCGCAAGAAGAUCCAGGCUGGCCGGCAUGGCCACUCGUCGGUGGAAGACGCCAUGACGGCCAUGGAGCUCUACCGGCUGGUCGAGGUGCAGUGGGAGCAGCAGGAGGCCAGCAGCCUCCCCGCCUGCCCAGAGGACCGGGAGCCCGACAGCGGCACAGACACGGAGCAGUACAUGGAGGACCGGUACUGGCCGGAGGACCUGGCCCAGGGCCCCAGCGGAGGAGCGGGGGACGCACAGGACAGAGGCGAGUGAGGCCAGGGAGGCUCCCGGGCGGCCUCCGAGGGCGGCGAGUGGUGCGUGGGGGCCAGGCGAGCCCCGGGCACCGCGUCCUGGGCAGGACAGGGUGCCGCUAGCCCGCUGCCGGCACCCGGGGUUUGGGACCACCGGUCCUCCUGGCUCUCUCUGCGCACGGCGCGGCCCUCCCCUCCCCAGGGCUACUGCGGGCACUUUGUCCCCACCCCUGUGGUCGCUAAUGGUGCUUCAUCAUAGACACCGUGAAAACGUCAGGUGGGCAAGCUGUGAGGACUGAGCCCGAGGAGGGACUGUGCCACAGACGGUCCUGGCUGUCACUGGCCUUCCCUGCCCCCAGGCUGCGCUGUCUAUAGGGAUGAUGUCUCCUCCUUGGGGUGUUAGUUCAGCUCAGUGACUUGGUAAAGCCCUCUUGUUGUCCUCUGCCCCGUCCUCCACAGGCACGUCAGGUUCAGAAGGAGUAUGCCCUGAAUCUGUAGAGUGAAGGCCACUCUACGGGGCCCUCCUUCGCUUUCUCUCGGAACUGGAACUCUGGCUGUAGCCGUAGUGGGAACCCAGCGCGAGGCUACGAUGGCAUGGCAGGGCUCUCAGGCUCAUGGGGUGUUGGCACCAGAAGUCACCAGGCAUUGGUGGGAGGACGAAAGCCGACAGGCUUUGGGUGGGGAGUGUGGCAUACUAAUUUUGACCCAAAUCAGGCAUUUCUCCUGCCCAUCCAGCACGAGGCUCCCUUAAGCACAAGCCUGAGGAACAAGACAGCAGCUUGAAUCCCGGGACCCCUGUGCAGAACCGCACCCAAGGGACCUUAUUUAUCGAGAGCAAGGCCAGCGGUGUGCAGGGGAGCAGAGUGGGUGUCCCCCGGGGAUAGGGCCGGGCAGUGGCGGCCGUGCAGUGCACCCGCACCCAGGCUGGGGUCCCCUCAGGCACUUUGAUCCACAGUCCUUGUGGUUAUUGGGUUUUCUCCAAAUUUCUAGAACUGCUCUCUGUCAGGAUUUCAUCUCCUACCCUUCUUUCCUUGUUUCCUAAGGGGCAGUUUGGGGGUAUUGAGGUUCAACCAAGAGCUCGGGUCCACACAGACCGUUGAGCCCCAUCUUGGCUUGCCACUUAAUAGCUUUGAGACCUCAAGUCUGUGACCUCACUCUUGAGCCCGUUUCCUUGUCUGUAAAAUGGGGAUAAUGAUAUAACCUACCUCACAGGACUGUCACGGGGGGACGCUAAGUGCUUAGCGCAGUGCCUGGCACUUCGCAAGCCGAGGUCGGUGGGAGCAGCUAUUUUUUCUUCAAGGGUCACUGUCAGCCUCUUCUGGGUCACACCUGAACACGCGCCUUGGCUUGAGUGGCUUCGGCCCAGACGGGGACUGUCCUUCCUUGCUUAGCUGUUCCAGCAGGUGGGGCACCGGGCCAGCCGUGGACACAACCUAGAGGUGCUGGGUUCUCCCUGCGGCCGCGUGACCUGUGUCUACUCCGCGUCCCUCUGUGUGCAGGAAGCUGACGAUGGUUUCUGUGUCCGUCUGGGCCAAGCAGCAGGGCCAGGAGCUGAGAGACGCUGCUGAAACCACACUACUUUGAACUUGUCUGUCGCCAGCUCCCUCGCCGUCUGCAGAGUGGGGAGCUGGCUGAGGCGCUGACCUCUGCUGGCCUGGCUCCAGGGCUUUGUUCUGGAGUCCUUAAAAGUCUGUAGCUGGUGCCAGACUCCCAGCUGGGGCGUAGCUUCGAUUCUUGGGGGUGUGGGUUGAAGAAAGAUGGAGCUGUUACCAGCAGGGAAAUGUACUGGCUUUAAAAUCAGCUUUGUUGUAAAACCAAUUGUUCUGGAAUAAAACUCAACGAGAAACGUGGA